UUAAAGUGUCUGUCAGGGAGGCUUCAUUAGUCAGUCAGAGGGAGGAAAGCUGUGACUCACGCCUGCGCGCAGAGACCAAUGGGCAGCCAAAGCCCCUCAUAUAUAUAUAAAUAACGCAUAAAAAUAUUCUUCAGGGAGACUGGGUGACUUGCUGGAUGGGAUUUUCUCCGCUGGUUUUCCGCCGACGAACCCACUGGAGUGUUUCUUGUCGCGUCUUCGGCUGUUGAUUCGUUAAUAACCUGGACUGCCGACUUAUUCCACAGCUGAAGAUAACGCAGGAGCGAUGGCCACGUCUGAACCCAGAACCUCGGCUGGGGAGCAGGACCCCAACUCUGCCAAUUUAAGACCCGCGACCACAACCAACGAGUACGCGUGGAUGCACGGAUGCACACGGAAACUCGGGAUGAAGAUCUGUGGGUUCCUGCAGAAGAACAACAGCCUGGAGGAGAAGGGGAGACUUUCCGGGCAGAAGAACCUGCUCUCCUGUGACAACAGUGACCGGGACACCCGCUUCCGUCGAACCGAGACCGACUUCUCUAACCUUUUCGCUCGAGACCUCCUGCCUGCGAAAAAUGGAGAAGAACCGACACUGCAGUUCUUGUUGGAAGUGGUCGACAUCCUCACCAACUAUGUCAAGAAGACGUUUGACCGCUCAACCAAAGUGCUGGACUUCCACCAUCCGCACCAGCUGCUGGAAGGCAUGGAGGGCUUCAACCUGGAGUUGUCGGACCAGCCCGAGUCUCUGGAGCAGAUUCUGGUGGACUGCCGGGACACGCUCAAAUAUGGUGUGCGGACAGGUCACCCUCGCUUCUUUAACCAGCUGUCGUCUGGUCUGGACAUCAUCGGUCUGGCCGGAGAGUGGCUCACCUCCACCGCCAACACCAACAUGUUCACGUAUGAGAUCGCCCCUGUCUUUGUGUUGAUGGAGCAGCUGACUCUGAAGAAGAUGAGAGAGAUGAUCGGCUGGCCGAACGGAGAGGGAGAUGGAAUCUUCUCUCCCGGAGGCGCCAUUUCAAACAUGUACAGUGUGAUGAUCGCCCGUUACAAGUAUUAUCCUGAGGUCAAGACCAAGGGCAUGUCUGCAGCUCCCCGGCUGGUGCUGUUCACCUCUGAACAUAGCCACUACUCCAUCAAGAAGGCCGGGGCUGCUCUGGGCUUUGGAACUGAGAACGUGAUUCUGCUCAGCACAGAUGAGAGGGGGAGAGUAAUUCCUGCAGACCUGGAGGCGAAGAUCAUUGACGCCAAACAGAAAGGUUACGUGCCGCUCUUUGUCAAUGCAACAGCCGGCUCCACCGUCUACGGAGCAUUCGACCCCAUCAAUGAGAUCGCCGACAUCUGCGAGAAGUACAACUUGUGGCUCCACGUUGACGGAGCUUGGGGCGGCGGACUGCUGAUGUCCCGGAAGCACCGGCACAAGCUCAAUGGAGUCGAGAGGGCCAACUCUGUGACAUGGAACCCUCACAAGAUGAUGGGUGUGCCUCUGCAGUGCUCCGCCAUCCUGGUCAGAGAAAAGGGAAUACUGGCAGGAUGCAACUCCAUGUGCGCCGGCUAUCUCUUCCAACCUGACAAGCAGUACGAUGUCACCUACGACACCGGGGACAAAGCCAUCCAGUGUGGACGCCAUGUUGACAUCUUCAAGUUCUGGCUCAUGUGGAAAGCCAAGGGCACCAUUGGUUUUGAGCAGCACAUCGACAAGUGUCUGGAUCUGUCUCAGUAUUUGUACAACAAGAUCAAGGACAGGGAGGGGUACCAGAUGGUCUUCAACGGAGUGCCGCAGCACACCAACGUUUGCUUCUGGUACAUUCCACCCAGCCUGAGAGGGAUGCCAGACGGUGAGGAGCGGCGGGAAAAGCUCCACCGGGUGGCACCAAAGAUCAAGGCCAUGAUGAUGGAGUCCGGCACCACCAUGGUGGGCUAUCAGCCUCAGGGUAACAAAGUCAACUUCUUCCGUAUGGUGGUGUCCAACCCGGCGGCCACCCAGUCCGACAUCGACUUCCUCAUCGAUGAGAUCGAGCGGCUGGGUCAGGAUCUGUAGACACGCUGGGAGUUCUGAGGAGUCAGACAUCCAGUGUGCCGCGUACAGAUGGGGAAAGCGUCUCUCUUCGCCUGUCGCAUUUUGGAUGUGUCGUCUGAAGAGAAACUAGCAAUGAGAGAGACUUCAAGAUUCUUACUUGUGUCCCACGUUGUUCCACCUUUAGACCAGAUAUAUAACCACCACGUAUCUGACCGCCCAGGUGCGACACUCAUAGGGUGUUUAUACUCAGUGUUUAAUCUCGUCUUUACCGUCGGUGUUUAAGACAGAAUGUGUGAGUGAAUGUGUAGAUGGGAGGAGAAGCACAGAUCAAAACUAUCACAGCACCGUCAAUACAGGGUGCAUCUGUCUGUACAUACACCCCAUCUUCUUACUAUGACCAAGCUCCCAAACGUGCGUGCGUGUGUGUGUCUUGUAUUUUAGGGUGUGAACGAUAAGCUAUAAGACUUCAUGUGCACAACAUAGUUCCGCUGUGUGUGUUCAAUUAUAGUGCAAUACGAUUCCUUUCAGAGGUUUAAAAGAUUAUAAAUAACAGGCGAAACACUGGCUUGUUUGUUUCAUGCAAUCAUGUGUUGUGUUUGUUCUACACCUUUGGUUCCCGCUGUAUGCAAAUUCAGGUAUUUUACUGUAGACGUGUUGAACAUUUGUAAUCACAGGAGUCUUAUUUAUUUGUCUGCCAAAGAAAAUGAGAGCGUCCUUCACUUCUGAUAAAUUAUAGAUGUUUGUAAAAAAAAUAUAUAUAUAAAUACAUAUAUGUAUAGUGUUGCCUACUGACCCUUGAUGGAGAUGCAAUAUCUAUUGUGUGUUACUUUUCUGUGAUUGUGAGUCUCAGACUGAAUGUGUUGAGAUGACUGACUGUGGGAAAAUGUCGUCUCUGAGAUUACCAAGAAAGGACUGUGUCUGAAUUCUAAUGCAUUUAUUGUAAUAUAGUCUACUAACUGUGAUACAUAUUAGCUGUAUUCUCAGUGUUUUUGGAGCUCCGUGGACGAGUUCCUCUUUCUUUCCACCAUUGUAAAUGGACGUGUUCUACUGCAGUAUAAUAUAUAGAGUUUUAAGUAAACAGAGUAUUUAAUUGGUGAAAGGGACCAUUUUAUGUGAACUGUAGGGUAAAUCUCAUAUAUAUAUCUAUAUAUAUAGAUAUAUAUAUAGAUAUAUAUACAAAUGAAGUGUUGACUGUUCAAGGCUGGAGACGCAGCCUGGUGUGGAGGAAUGUUGGCCAGGAUGUUUUAAGGAGGCACUUUAACAGAAUGAAAAAGAUCUUUAAUAAAGUCUAUUAAAGGAAGAUAA
Molecule: messenger RNA, 3319 nt
Organism: Synchiropus splendidus (mandarinfish)
Lineage: Eukaryota; Metazoa; Chordata; Actinopteri; Syngnathiformes; Callionymidae
Product: glutamate decarboxylase 1-like
Exons: 17
Coding region: 284-2035 (583 amino acids)
Biological process (GO): GABA biosynthetic process
Cellular component (GO): cytoplasm; presynaptic active zone
Molecular function (GO): glutamate decarboxylase activity; pyridoxal phosphate binding
Source: RefSeq, a predicted model, not a curated record